CCGAUUCAAAGUGCCGACUCCUUUACAAACGACACCUCGUUUAGUUGUCACUAAACCGGACACGAUUUUGAACCAGGUGGUGACACAACACUGACAGGUUUGAAUCCAGUUGUGUCAACCAUCAGCAAUGGCCUUCAGUAAAGGAUAUCGCGUUUAUCACAAGCUGGACCCACCACCUUACAGCGUGAUUGUAGAAACAAGAAGUCGUGAAGAAUGCUUGAUGUUUGAGUCUGGAGCUGUGGCUGUACUGUCGGCUGCAGAGAAGGAAUCUGUCAAGAACACCUACACCAAGAUGCUGGAUGCUUAUGGGAUUCUUGGAGUUCUUCGCCUUAAUCUCGGAGACUCCAUGCUGCACAGUCUGGUGUUAGUGACUGGGUGCAGUUCAGUGGGGAAAGUGCAGGAUUCAGAAGUGUUCAGGGUCACAGCCACAGAUUUCAUCUCCCUAAAGAACGAUCCUUCAGAUGAGGACAGGAUUGCAGAGGUGCGAAAGAUUUUAAACUCUGGAAACUUUUAUUUUGCCUGGUCAUCCACUGGAGUGAGUAUGGACCUGAGUCUAAAUGCACAUCGCAGGAUUCGAGAAGACACUUCAGACAAUCGCUUCUUCUGGAAUCAAUCCCUGCAUCUGCACCUAAAGCAUUAUGGAGUGAACUGUGAUGACUGGCUGUUGAGGCUGAUGUGUGGUGGAGUGGAGAUCCGCACCAUCUAUGCUGGCCACAAGCAGGCCAAAGCCUGUGUCAUCUCUCGCCUCAGCUCUGAGAGAGCAGGCACACGUUUCAAUGUGCGCGGCACCAACGAUGAUGGUCAGGUGGCCAACUUUGUGGAAACCGAGCAGGUGAUUUUCCUCGAUGAUACAGUCUCUUCUUUCAUUCAAAUCCGUGGAUCUGUACCCUUGUUCUGGGAGCAGCCAGGCAUACAGGUCGGUUCCCACCGUGUCAAGCUGUCCCGCGGGUUUGAGGCCAACGCCCCGGCUUUUGAGAGGCACUUUACAGCGCUGUGGCGGCUCUAUGGAAAGCAGAUGAUCAUUAACCUGCUGGGGAUGAAAGAGGGGGAGCACAUGCUCAGUAAAGCAUUCCAGAGUCACCUGAAAGCCUCGGAGCAUGCAAGCUCUGUGAAGAUGAUCAACUUUGACUACCACCAAAUGGUGAAAGGAGGAAAGACGGAGAAACUAUUGACUGUGCUGAAACCACAGAUAAGCAAGUUCCUGGAUGACUGUGGCUUCUUUUGUUACUCUGCAGAGUCUGGGAUUGAAAAAUGUCAGACUGGGACUCUUCGAGUCAACUGUUUGGACUGCCUGGACAGGACAAAUAGUGUCCAAGCCUUCUUUUCACUUGAGAUGUUGCCUAAGCAGCUGGAGGCCAUGGGUCUUACAGAGAAGCCCCAGCUGGUGGCACGUUUUCAGGAGGUCUUUCGCACCAUGUGGUCAGUCAACGGUGACUCGAUCAGCAAGAUCUACGCUGGCACAGGUGCUCUAGAUGGCAAAGCUAAGACUGGAAAGCUGAAAGACGGAGCUCGCUCAGUCACCAGGACCAUCCAGAACAACUUCUUCGACAGUUCCAAGCAAGAAGCUAUAGAUAUCCUGAGGCUGGGCAGCACUCUAAACAGUGACCUGGCUGAUAAAGCUAGAGCUCUCCUCACCACCAGCAGCCUUUAUGCAUCUCCCAGAGUGUUGCUGGGUAUGUGUCAGAACCACCACAAAUACACUCGGCCUAAAAAUAUCCGUGUGUGUGUCGGGACAUGGAACGUCAAUGGAGGCAAACAGUUCCGUAGCAUCGCGUUUCGGAAUCAGACCCUCAACGACUGGCUGCUAGACGCACCAAAAAAAGCAGGCCACCCCGAAUUUCAAGACAGUAGAUCCCCGCCUGCAGACAUCUUUGCCAUUGGCUUUGAGGAAAUGGUGGAGCUGAAUGCUGGCAACAUAGUCAGCGCAAGCACCACCAAUCAGAAGCUGUGGGCAGCAGAGUUGCAGAAGAGUAUCUCUCGGGAUCAUAAAUAUGUGCUCCUGGCCUCAGAGCAGCUGGUGGGAGUCUGCUUGUUCAUCUUCAUUCGGCCCCAGCAUGCUGCUUUUAUCAGAGAUGUUGCGGUAGAUACAGUCAAGACCGGCAUGGGUGGUGCCACUGGGAACAAAGGGGGUGUGGCUAUCCGAAUGCUCUUCCACACUACCAGUAUCUGCUUUGUUUGCUCGCAUUUUGCUGCCGGCCAAUCGCAGGUCAAGGAAAGAAAUGAUGACUACAAUGAGAUCACUCGCAGGCUGUCAUUCCCUAUGGGUCGUCUGCUCUACUCACAUGAUUAUGUGUUCUGGUGUGGGGACUUUAACUAUCGCAUCAACCUGCCAAAUGAGGAGGUAAAAGAGCUGAUCAGGCAGCAGAACUGGGAUUCUCUCAUCGCUGGGGACCAGCUUGUGGAACAGAAGAAUGCAGGCAAUGUAUUCAAGGGCUUUAUUGAAGGAAAGUUGGAUUUUGCACCUACCUACAAAUAUGAUCUUUUUUCUGAUGACUACGACACGAGUGAGAAAUGCCGUACACCUGCAUGGACCGAUCGGGUGCUCUGGAAGAGGAGAAAAUGGAACUUUCAUAAGAUUGCUGAGGAGUUGGGGCUGAAUGUAGUAGGAGCUCCAGUAGAAGAGGAAGAUCAGCACAUGUGGGUCCCUGGUGAACUAAAGUACUACAGCAGAGCUGAGCUCAAGACCUCAGACCACAGGCCCGUGGUGGCUCUCAUUGAUGUGGAUAUUCUUGAAGUGGACCCAGAAGCACGGCAUCAGGUGUACAAAGAUGUGAUCGCCCAACAAGGUCCACCUGAUGGCACUAUACUAGUGUCUCUGUGCAGUUCAGGCCCUGAUGAUUACUUUGAUGAUGCUCUGAUAGACGAGCUGCUGGACAAGUUUGCUAACUGUGGCGAGGUCAUUCUGAUCAGGUUUGUGGACGAAAAGAUGUGGGUGACAUUUUUGGAAGGAUACUCAGCCCUGGCUGCACUUCACUACAGUGCCUCCACUGUGAUGGGGAAAAUCAUAGACAUCCAGCUGAAGAGCCCUGGCUGGAUUAAGAGUCUGGAAGAGGAGAUGAGUGUAGAGAGGAUCUGUGGCAGCAUCCCCACGUCUGCAAGCUCCACACUGCUCGCAGAGGAUAAUGAAAUGGGAGACGAGUUUGACAUGGAGGGCGAUGUGGAUGAGGAGGUGGAGAAUAUUCUUCCUCAGCACCUGCAGCCUGGGGCUGGUAUGGAUGUUGGUAUUUCCCCAUUACCUUCACCACGCUCAAGCCCAUGCUCCUCACCGACUCACGGAGAACCCGCACCCCCCUGCAGGCCGAGCAGAGCUUUUCCGCGCACAGCCGGACCCCCACAAGUUAUUCCAAUGGAAAGUCAAAUGCUAGGAGCUUCUUCAUCACAAGGACUGGAACCGAAACGCCCUCCUCCCCCACGACCCAAUGCUCCGCCUGCCAGACCUGCACCUCCACAGCGCCCCCCACCUCCAUCAGGACAAAAAAGCCCUGCUUUACCCAGAGCAGAUGUUGCUGGAAGAGGCCAGUCUACAGGAGCUCCGGGUAGUUCAAGGCCGAAUAUCCCCCCAAGGGCAGGUGUUAUCAGUGUGCCUCCACAAUCCAGACCACCACCUCCUGCCCACCCUGGAGCUCCCAGGCCCAUAGCUGAGGUUCACCCAGGAGCCCCGAGACCCACCCCAGAUAACCACCCUGGAGCCCCAAGACCUGUCUCAAACACACAAAACAAACCAGAAGAGCUCCCUCUGGGACCUCCUCCCUCAUUGCCCGGCCCAAUGAGGCCUCAGAUGGUCUCUCCAGCGCAGCCUCCAGCCAUCUCCCCCAUUCGGCCACCAAUACAGUCCACGCUUCCUCCACCCAUGGUACCCACACUGCCCCCACCCAUGGUACCUACGCUUCCCCCACCUAUGGUGCCAACAGCGGCAGCACCUCUGCAGGCUCAACCAGCUGCUACAAGCACCAUUGCAGCCAUGCCACCUCAGUCUGGCCUGGCAUCACCCAAACCACCGCCCCGUAGCCGCUCUUCACAUGCCCUGCCACCAGAGGCUGCUACUGCUCCUUCUCCUGAGUCUCAGACAAAUGGAACAAAUGGAAUCCAAAGAGAAGCACAGUUGAAAAUUAGCCCCUUUGACCCGCUCAACUCCGAUCUGUUCUCCUCUACUCCCUUCUUAAACAACCAAUCCCUGCCAAGGAGUUCUUCACAUCACAGCUCCUUCCACUCAAGUUCGCGGUCUCUGAAUUCCACUCCAGUUCCUCUGUUUAUCCACCAUAACCAAAUGCUGACCCCUGACCCCAUGCAAGCAUUGCUGGCCCCGCCUCCUCCUUCCCGCAGCCGCUCACAGGAAACCCUCCCAGUCUCCUCGAACCCUUUUUUGUCUGAUGUCCAGUCUAAACCCAAGAACGCCAACCCAUUUACUGGCACAAUGACAUCACCACAGCAUCGCUCACUCACUCCUGACUUUGACAAGCCGGGCCUCCACAGCGCUGCAUCUGCCCUCUGCCAUACUUCAACUCUGCCGUCCUCCUUUUCCAGACCAGCUCCUCCGGCCUCUGCUCCACCUCCACCCAAAGUCCAGCAGUGGGUGACCUUUGAUGACGAUUCAGACUAUAUGAGGUCAAGAAAUCCUCCAGCAUCAACUGCAAUGAUUAAGCCUCCACUGCUUCCUUUGUCUACUACUACAUUCCAGCAGCCCCAAAGCAGCUUCUCCACUUCUGUGUUUGACUCUAACAGUAACUGGGCUUCCCUUACCACAUCUGCAUUGCCGGCACUGCCCCCUCCUCUGCCAGACAGGACUAACUCUAACACAACCCCAGGAAACCCCUUAAUCCCUGAGUUCAUGGAAAGAUAAUAUAUAUUGUAAUGUUCUGCUGAAGUUUAGGUGUGUGUGUGUGUGCGCGUGUGCGCGCGCAUGUGUGUGGGAUAGAAAUUAUAGAAAUUCCUUAUUCAUGUGUGUGAAUUGUACACAAGUGUGCUGUUCAAGUCAUGUCUCUCUGCAACGGCUUAAUCAACCACUCAACCUUUAGCAGGCCUAGAUUAAAUUUGACCAUUCUCACGCUUAUACACCUACACACACAACUGUGUGUGAAACUCUUGUGCAAUAUCUUAUUUUUCUUCACUCAGAUGCUUAUCAAAUAUAAUUGUUUUAUUCCUUUUUUUACCACUUUCUUGUGUCUGGUUGUGCAGCAUUUUAAAGUGAUUGCAAGCUGCAAAAACGUGUCUCUUGAAUGCACAGUAUGUCAUUUUGAUCACUGUAUAGAGAGAGCUAUUAGACCUUUUAAUAUAGCCUCUGAAAUUUUAGCUACAGCACAUAGUGACUCUAUAAGCCCUUGCUAUGGUUUCUCUCAUUAUGAAUGAAUGUCCGGACUUUUUUUAGGUUUAAUGUCUGUAUUUUUUCCCCAAAGUGAUGCAUAUCUUUUAUUACUGUGUAACACUGAUCAUUUCUCUACACAGGCCCACUUUUAUUUCCUCUCUAGAUCAACAUGCUCAAGUAUAGAAGUUGUGGAUGUAUGUAUUGUGUGGCCUCGGUGUGGUUUAAAAAAUGUACAAUAGUCUUAAAUUUGUGUGUAUAUAUAUAUAUAUAUAUAUAUAUUAUAUAUUUGCUUGUAAUAUGUACCUGCCAUACUGAUAUUGCACUGAAAUGCUCUUAUUCUUUAGGUCUUCAGAUGUACUUUGAAGCCAGAGUUUUGAGUUUUCAGGUUCGAGAAAGCAGAAAGCAUCUGUUUAGUGGCAUGAGUGCAGAGUCCCCUCCCCUCUGCCCUCAACCCGAGUGUGUGUUCUCUCACUUCUGUCUCAUAUAAUCCAAAGCGUUCAACAGAACUGCUGUGCAUUUAAUGAAUGUGCUUAUUUUAGAAAGUUCUGGUGUUAGUCUUUGAUGCCAAGAUCUGUGCCCUUGACCAUCCCAGAAAGCUAUGUGUACUUAAUCUCGCAUUUUUUCUGCUCGCAGUGAGUAGGAACUUCAAUUUCAAUUUCACUGGGAAUGUGGUUCUUUCUGUUCUUUGUUUUAGGAAAUAAUAUACCUUGUCUUGGCAGCCGCUCUCUCUCUCUCUUUGCAUAUAUGCACUGUGUAUGUCUGUGCUGAUAGGGGUGAUGUUUUUUUGUUGUUUUUUUUUUUAAAGAUUACCUAGCAGUUUGACUUUGUGUGAAUCCACUAAGAACAAAUCAAGCAGCGCCUUUAUGCAUGUUUAAACACGCACAGUAGGAAAAUCUGUCAAUUACAUGGAAUUAGUAUUUGCUUAUUGAUACCUAGUGUUGUCGGUUACCUUCACUGUGCAGAUCGUGUCAUCACCGGUUUGGAGGUCAUAUCACUUUCUGUGCAUUCCAUACUGUAUUAUAUGUAUUGUUUUGAUCUGGUGAUUUGCUCUUGAUAGUUUCUUGGCAUAUUUUACUUGUGCAGUGUUUUGUUACACCACAUUCAUUCUUUGUUGAAGUGUUGGUGUUGGUACUGCUCUCUUUUCAUUAUUCACAUUUCAGUCGUUCUUUAGUUACACGGCUGAAUAACCGAAUACUAGUAAUUCUUAACCUGUGACGUUCAAAUCAAGAGGGCAUUCUGUGGAGAAGAAAUGGUGUCAAUCGGACAGGAGACAAGCAAGCAACUUCAUUUUGACAGAUUCAGUUUUGUCUGAAAUGUUGUGACAUGUCAUUUCCUUUCAGUAUGAUCCUGUUCAUGUUGUCUGUUGCAUAUGGAGGGCUUUCUUACUGACUGGACAUAAAGUCAUGCAGGUACACCAGAUGGGCUACAGAAACUGUAUCUAUAAAGCAGAUGUUGUUUGCACACUGUACACUCUACACUUUUUUGUAAAGAAUGUAGACAUUGCAAAACUUGAAUAUUAUCAUUGAAGCAACCUAAGAAAAAGGAGAUUCCCAUUAUUAAAUCAGUUCUAAAUCAAACCCCCUCUAAAAUAUGACUGAAUGGACAUUUUUUCUUUGUUUUAUUUCAACUGUUGGAAAUAUUGUAACCACUGGAAAAUUCUAGCAUUACAUGUACUGUUCAGUUGUAUACCAGCUAAUAAUCAAAUCAAAUUAAAUCAAGUCAUGCAAAUAUGUAACUAAUAACUCAUUUUGUGAUGGUGACGUUUAAAAGUUUCGCUCAGUAGUAGAGAUCCUUGUGUUGUUAACCGUAACUAUACAGUAAGUAUACACACAAAUCAUGACUACACUUUAGUCAUUUGUAUUCAACCUGUGAUUUAAGUUCAUAUCAAAUUGCACAAAUCUAUGGAGUAAUUGAUGUUGUACGUAUGCAAUAAUAAAUGUAAAUGUAUUAAUGUAAA
This is a messenger RNA of Tachysurus vachellii, 7259 nucleotides long. RefSeq names its product synaptojanin 1 (gene synj1). Gene Ontology annotation, molecular function: nucleic acid binding; phosphatidylinositol-4,5-bisphosphate 5-phosphatase activity. NCBI's taxonomy places the organism in Eukaryota, Metazoa, Chordata, Actinopteri, Siluriformes, Bagridae. Bases 128 to 4840 code for a protein of 1570 amino acids. The record is from RefSeq and is a predicted model, not a curated record. Gene Ontology annotation, biological process: synaptic vesicle endocytosis; phosphatidylinositol dephosphorylation. The transcript has 29 exons.